AUGCACACUGUCUGUACUCUCAGUGUCCUUCUGGCCAGCGCAGUCUCUGCGUUGACCCUGAAUACUACCAAUAACGUCCCAACAGCUAUAACCAAGAAUGGAACCUACUACGGCACCCACACAUCCAAAUGGCACCAGGACUACUUCCAAGGCAUCCCAUACGCCCAGCCACCAGUAGGCAACCUCCGCUUCCGCGAUCCCCAGCCCCUAAACACAUCAUGGAGUGAGCCGCGAAACGCCACGGAAAUGGGCUACAUGUGCUAUGGCUACGGUCCCACACAGCAGGUGCUAGGAGAGUACGUAUCGGAAGACUGCCUGACUCUCAACAUCUACCGGGCAUCCAACGUGUCGGUCUCGAAAGAACCGCUUCCUGUCGUCGUGUACAUCCACGGCGGUCUCUUCAAGCAUGGAGGCUCGCGGGACCCGCGUCUCAACAUGACGUCCCUUGUCCAGGUUGGCGUGCAGAACGGACAGGAGUUUAUCGGCGUCACGCUGAACUACCGUCUUAGUUACUGGGGCUUUCUGUACGGGAACGAAGUCGCGCAGGAAGGCGCCGCGAAUCUGGGUCUGAAGGAUCAGAGACUCGCGCUUCGUUGGAUACGGGAAAAUAUCUACGCCUUUGGGGGGGAUCCGGACAGGGUUACCGUCUGGGGUCAGGAGGCGGGGGCGGCCAGUGUUGGGAUGCAGCUUGUUGCGUAUGGUGGGCGUGACGAGGGCCUGUUUCGCGCGGCGAUGAUGCAGAGUGGGAGUCCGACGCUCAUGUGGCCGUCUGUCGCGGCUGAUGAGUGGCAGCCGGUAUAUGAUGGCUUUGUCAAUGCGACCAACUGUACGGGUGGGGUUGAUACCCUUGCGUGUCUGCGGGGAGUGGACGCAGAUACCCUCUCCGCCGUCUUUGACAGUGAUAUCACGGCAUUCAACCGUCCUAACCCCGUUGUCGACGGGGACUUUCUCCAAGACUUAGGUUCAAGAGAGCUCAAUGCAGGACACUUUGUCAAGGUGCCCAUUCUCCUCGGCACGACCCAGGACGAGGGUACAUGGCAGUACUACGGCGUGGGGGGGAUCAACACAACAGCCCAAUUCAUGGAUAUGGUCGCCCAUGACGGGUUGAGCAAUGAAACCGCACAUAAAAUCGCACAGCUCUACCCUGAUGACCCAGCACAAGGCAUCCCAUCAACCCUAGACGGACGACCAGAAAAUAACACAGGACUGGGAUGGCAGUGGAAGCGCUCCAGCGCGUAUAACGGAGACAAGGUCAUGCAGGCCGGACGGCGACUGGCAAGCCAUGCAUGGGCGAAGCAUGGCGUCGACGUCUACACAUACAUCUACGACGUGCUCUUCCACGCGAAAUGGUGGGAGUACGGCGCACAGCAACAGGAUGACCUUGCAUUCUUCUUCCACAACGUUACGCUGUCCGAGUCACUUAGUCCUGAAGACCAGGCUGAUCAGAAGGAGACGUUUGAGCCAUUGAGCUAUUUGAUGAGUAGUAUGGUGAUUAGUUUUGUGAAUACUCUCAGCCCGAAUAACAUCCCGAAUGCAGUCAAUGGCACCAAAACGUGGCCCAGGUAUAGCCUGGAAGACCGCAGUGCUGUCGUGUUUGACGUCAAUGCCACUCGGCUGAUGCGAACUGAGACGGAUGACUUUCGGAGUGAGGCAAUUGCAUACUGGAUGGAUUUGUUUACCGAUGAGUAUCCGAAAUAGACACAUCUGUCUGAUGUAAAUAAACACAGAACCAUCAUAAUCGUCAAAUCUUCAGAGCCAGCAGGCAUUGAACAUCUCAAGCCGGAACAGUACUCAAAAGCGCCCCCAUCCCCUCUUCAGGCCUCCUCUUCCGAAUCAACAACCUCGCCGACUGAUCCGGAUACAUAUCCGAGUCGAUCGUAAAAUUCCUCGGCCGUGCCGACUCCCCAUCGCGGAACCGAAACUCAUAGCACACAAGCAUAUGCGCAAGCAUCAUCUUCAUCUCGUACGCGGCGUAGA
This is a messenger RNA of Aspergillus wentii DTO 134E9, 1977 nucleotides long. RefSeq lists its product as uncharacterized. The coding region runs from base 1 to 1698 and encodes 565 amino acids. The record is from RefSeq and is a predicted model, not a curated record. NCBI's taxonomy places the organism in Eukaryota, Fungi, Ascomycota, Eurotiomycetes, Eurotiales, Aspergillaceae. The transcript has 4 exons.